Manihot esculenta (cassava) is the source of this 1149-nucleotide messenger RNA. Its product is annotated as protein PYRICULARIA ORYZAE RESISTANCE 21. The record is from RefSeq and is a predicted model, not a curated record. Gene Ontology annotation, molecular function: DNA-binding transcription factor activity; copper ion binding; DNA binding. The coding region runs from base 132 to 926 and encodes 264 amino acids. Lineage: Eukaryota; Viridiplantae; Streptophyta; Magnoliopsida; Malpighiales; Euphorbiaceae. Gene Ontology annotation, biological process: regulation of DNA-templated transcription; regulation of defense response to fungus. The transcript is spliced from 3 exons.
CUUAAUUAACAACAAUCUUUUUGAUACUUCUCUCUCUCUUCCCCGUUCUGUUUCAUUAAAGUCUAGGUGUCGGCUACCCAUUUCAAUCAUCUUCAUCAGGUUCAGAUCCUUGUGUUUCAUCCAUCACAGCCAUGGCAGAGAAGAAAGUUACAGUCAUGGUGAUUAAGGUGGAUCUUGGCUGCGAGAAAUGCCAGAAGAAAAUCAAGAAAGUUCUCUGUAAAAUUCCUCAAAUUCAGAAUCAGAUAUAUGAUGAGAAGGCGAACACGGUGACUAUCACUGUGGUGUGUUGCAGCCCAGAAAAGAUCAAGAAGAAGAUUUGCUGCAAAGGUGGUGAUUCUGUCAAGGGUAUUGAGAUUAAAGUUCCUGAGAAACCUAAACCACAAGAGAAGCCCAAGGAGCCUGAGAAGCCUAAACAGCCUGAAAAGCCUAAGGAACCCGAGAAGCCUAAAGAGAAGCCUAAGGAGCCCGAGAAGCCUAAACAACCAGAGAAGCCUAAAGAGCCAGAAAAGCCAAAGCAAGCAGAAAAGCCUAAGGCUCCGGCUCCGGCUCCAGCACCGGCACCAGCACCUGCACCUGCACCGCCACCUAAGGCUCCGGCUCCGGCGCCGGCGCCAGCUCCAGCACCGGCACCUGCGCCGCCACCUAAGGCUCCUGAACUAAUACCAGACUACCCACCGCCGGUGAGAGCGUGUUGCAUGGAAUGUUAUCAAGGACAUGGUGGAGGCCCUUGUUAUCACGGGUAUGGAAGGCCACUCCCAUGUUAUGAGAGUUACGGAACUCCAGUUCCAUGUUACGAGGCUUAUGGAAGGCCAGUAUAUGAUAGUUGGGGUGGUGGUGGCGGAUUCAACGGUUGCCGGAGAGGAUGCUAUGUGGGCAGAUGUGAUUGCCUAAGUGAAGAAAAUCCGUCGGCAUGCAGUGUCAUGUAAUUAAUUAAUCAGAAAUGGUGGUCUUAAUCAUGGCAUGAUCUUCCAUAGUUGGCUACGUUGGGAUUUUUCUUUUUUACAACUAAGGUUUUUAUAUUAAGGUUAAUAAUAGAAAAUAAGGUUUUGUGUCUGUCAGUGGACAAUUAAUUAAUUGUCCAUUUGAUUGGUAUAACAGAGGCUGUUGAUUAAAAUUUUUAAUUAAUUAAUAAAAAGUUCUCAUUAAUCA